Pediculus humanus corporis (human body louse) is the source of this 1401-nucleotide messenger RNA. RefSeq names its product diphteria toxin resistance protein 2, dph2, putative. Gene Ontology annotation, molecular function: 2-(3-amino-3-carboxypropyl)histidine synthase activity. Bases 1 to 1401 code for a protein of 466 amino acids. Gene Ontology annotation, biological process: protein histidyl modification to diphthamide. NCBI's taxonomy places the organism in Eukaryota, Metazoa, Arthropoda, Insecta, Psocodea, Pediculidae. The transcript is spliced from 7 exons. The record is from RefSeq and is a predicted model, not a curated record.
AUGUUUACAACAUACACACAACAAGUUUUUGAAAAUAAUCAUUGUAAAGAUGUUAAUAUUGUAACGGAAACACCUGAACAACAACUAAUUGAUAAAUACAAUUUAACGAAAUGUAUUGAAUGGAUAAAUGAAAAUAAUUUCAAAAGGACCUGCCUUCAAUUUCCAAACGAUUUACUUAAUGACGGAACGUCUAUUGCAUUAUAUUUACAAAAAACAUUUGAUAGAACUUUUUACAUUUUGGGUGAUACGUCAUAUGGAAGUUGUUGCGUAGACGAAGUCGCAUCAGAACACGUUAAUGGAGAUUCAAUCAUACAUUUUGGUCAUGCUUGUUUAAGUCCUGUCAUAAAGCUACCAGUUUUUUACAUUUUCCCAAAGGAAAAUUUAAACUUGGAUUUAUUCUGUCGAUGCCUUGAUGAGGAUUUCGAAUGUGAUCAUCAGGAAAUUAUCAUUUUUUAUGAUGAUUCAUAUCAUCAUUUAUACGAGAAGAUGAAGAGUACAUUGAAACAUAAACCUAAUGUAUUUGUAUCGAAAUUAAAUUUAUCGACAGCAUCAUGCGAUUCAAAUAACGAUGAAAAUAGAAUUAUAUGUGGAAGAAUAUUUAAAUGUCAAUCGAAUGAAACAACAUGUGCAAUAUUUUUAGGAAAAGAAUGUGUCACAUUAGAAAAUUUAGUUUUGAGUUUACCCGAAUUCGAUUGGUUUUUAUACAAUGACGAAUCCUCGAAUAUAAUUAAAUAUCAAAUGAACAGAAAUAAAUUUUUAAUGAAAAGAAUACAUUUGGUUGAAAAAAUAAAAGAAUCCAAAACGAUUGGUAUACUCAUUGGAACAUUAGGAAUAAAAAAUUAUUUGCAAGCAAUCGAUAGAAUAAAAAAAUUAAUUUUAAAAAAAGGGAAAAAAUGUUACAAGUUAGCCGUUGGAAAACCAAACGUUGCCAAAUUGGCAAAUUUUCCGGAAAUUGAUGUUUUCGUUUUCAUAUCGUGUCAAGAAAAUUUAUUGCUCAAAGAUUUCAAAGGUUAUUAUAAACCCAUCGUUUCGAUGAUCGAGAUUGAAAUGGCUUUGGGAGAACGUCCCUACGGCGUAGAAUACACUUCCGAUUUUAGACAACUACUUCCGGGUGGUUGUUUUUAUAAAGAAAUAAAUUUAGAAAAAGAUGGCGGCGACGAGAACGACAAGAACGACGGGGUCACGGAUGAAAAACAAAAAAAUUCACGGGAUUUACUUGAAAAAAACCCGGGAACGAUGUACGCUUCUUCGUUAUCGGGAGCCGAAUAUUUGAUGAACAGGACGUGGAAAGGUCUGGAACAAAAAAUAGGAGAAACGGAAGUUUGCAAAGCGGUCAAAGGAAGGAGUGGAAUUCCCCAGGGUUACGAUCACGAAUUGGAUACUCUUAACCGUGAUAAAUGA